UAAAUAUUAAUCGCAUAAUUUUGAUCUACAUAUGUAUUUUUUUUAUUUAAUAUCACGACAGCGUAAAAUUUUUUUGACAGUUUUCAUUCAAACGCGUUUCUCAGCGGUCUGAUCUAUAUUUUUUUUUUUAAAGGAAUUAAAAAAAACGAUUAAAGUAAAAAUCUUUUUAAUGUGUCGUCCAUGAUAUUGGAAAUUAGUCAAGGAAGUGAUAAUAAAUAAAAUAAAAUAUAAGUGCUUUGUGUUUGAAUAAAUCAAUCAUGAAAAAUAUUAAUAAUUUAAAAUUUGAAGCCAAAGAUGACGACAAUAGUUAUCCGUUAAAAAAUGGUGAUUGUACAGAUUUGAAUAUCGAUAUUAUCGAUGAUAAAUAUACAAAACCCAAAAAACCUCAUUGGUUUUUCCGACGUGUUUUCAUUUUGACCUGGAUACGUUUGUAUGAUCGUGAGAAGGCUAUAGCGGAUUUAAUUGCUGGCAUUACUUUAGGUUUAACCAUUAUACCGCAAAGUAUUGCUUAUGCUGCCUUGGCGGGUUUGUCUUCCGAAUAUGGUUUAUAUACAGCUUUUAUAGGCUCUAUAAUCUAUGUUUUCUUUGGUACAAUACCUCAAGUGUCCAUUGGACCGACCAGUUUAAUGGCUUUAUUGGUUUUACAAUAUUGCUCCGACAAACCGGUACAAUUUGUGAUUGUUUUAGCUUUUCUAGCAGGUCUAGUUGAGUUUCUAAUGGGGGUCUUCCAAUUAGGUUUUAUUGUGAGUUUUAUACCCUCUCCAGUUACAAAAGCUUUCACCACCGGUACAGCUUUAAUUGUGGCUCUGGUGCAACUUAAGAAUUUAUUGGGUAUUCGCAUCAAGGGAGUACCAUCGCCCAUUCAAAUUUGGGAGGGCAUCAAUAUACCCGAUGCUACUGUUGGCAUUAUCUGUUUAAUUAUUUUGCUAUCUCUGAGACAACUAUCCAGCGUCACUUUCAAAAAACAAAAUGAUAAAACAAGACGUUUGAAAAAAGCUCUUUGGUACAUUAGUAUUUCGCGUAAUGCUCUCGUAGUUUUCUUCUGUGGCCUUUUAGCGUAUUUAUGGAUUCAUAAAAGCUCUCUGCAAGCUGUACCAUUUUCAUUAUCGUCAAAAGUACAAUCGGGUAUGCCUAGUAUCAAAUUGCCGCCUUUUGCUUUUGAGCAUAAUAAUAGAACCUAUGUUUUCACCGAUAUAUGUCGUGAAUUGGGUAGUGCCAUUAUAGUGGUGCCCAUAGUAGCGGUAUUAGCUAAUGUAGCCAUAGCUAAGGCUUUUGUUAAGGAUGGUCAAUUGGAUGCUUCUCAGGAAAUGUUAACUCUUGGUCUAUGCAAUUUGGCCGGAUCUUUCUUUAGUGCUAUGCCUACUUGUGGUGCUUUUACAAGAUCAGCUGUUAGUAAUGCUAGUGGUGUGAGAACUCCCAUGGCGGGUAUUUAUACCGGCAUUAUCGUACUUUCCGCAUUAUCUAUUCUAACGCCCUACUUCCAGUAUAUUCCCAAAUCCUCCUUAUCUGCUGUUCUUAUAGCUGCUGUUAUAUUUAUGGUCGAUUUUGAACCCCUGAAAACCCUGUGGAAAACCAACAAAAAAGAUUUCUUAAGUUGGUGUGGUUGUUUAGUGAUUUGCUUAUUGGCCGGUGUGGAAAUGGGUCUUUUGUGUGGUAUUGUGGUUAACAUGAUCUUUGUACUUCUACGAUUGGGUAAUCCAAAAUUGGACGUUAGCUUGAGAAAGUGUGAUAACAUGACAUAUGUUUACAUUCAACCACAAACUGACAUUUACUUUGCCGGUGUGGAGCACUUGCGUACUGAAAUACGUGCCGCCUGUUCUUUAUACAGAAAUGAUUUUCCCAUCGUAGUCGACUGUUCACGUUUUAUGCUCUUCGAUGCCACUUUUAUUGAAAUGAUCAUCGCAGUAGCUAAAGAUCUCAAAGAGAAUGAAGUCAUGUUAAUUUUACAGUCAAUGAGUCUGAAACACCAACGUUUAUUGCCCAUUAAUGCGAAUAUUCGAUUUGUAAAUGACACCAUCAUAACAGCUGAUGAUUUGAUACCAAAUAAGGAAAGUACAACGACAUAAAUUUUAAGAAAAUUUGUUACAAAAAAAGCCUAGACUUUAUUAAGCAAAAAGACAAAAAAAUAUAAUGUAAACAGUUCUUAACGUUAUUGCAAAUAUGUAAUUUAGUCUGACGUUGCAAACUGUCACAUUUGUUGUCAUAGCUGUCAUUCUCUCUCAGUCUGUAUAUAGUAUAGGAAGAAAAUAUGAAUGAAUUUUUGAAGUACGUUUCAUCUUCUUCCUGUCUCAUUUUAACCUCUUGCAUUAUUAUAUGCAUCUUUAAUAUCGUAGAGAGAAUCGUAUUUGUUAUUAUUCCGUCUAAAAUCAACUCGCAACUUAAUUUUUAUAAUUAAAUGUUAAGUUAAUUUAUCUAAUAUUUUACGUUGUGUUUUUGUUUUUGCUGUAGAACAGCUAUAAUUACUUUGUUAUUAUUUUUAUUUUUGUUCGGCAUCAUUAAAAUAGAGAGUGUUAUUGUAAAUAUAUUACACUGUGGUAUUGUAGUAACUAGUAUAUUUUUUUUUAAAUUUCACACUCGACUUUUUUGUUGUUGCUUUUUAAUAUAA
Lucilia cuprina (Australian sheep blowfly) is the source of this 2605-nucleotide messenger RNA. RefSeq names its product sodium-independent sulfate anion transporter. The transcript is spliced from 9 exons. The record is from RefSeq and is a predicted model, not a curated record. Gene Ontology annotation, molecular function: sulfate transmembrane transporter activity. Gene Ontology annotation, biological process: transmembrane transport. Gene Ontology annotation, cellular component: membrane. Lineage: Eukaryota; Metazoa; Arthropoda; Insecta; Diptera; Calliphoridae. Bases 258 to 2066 code for a protein of 602 amino acids.